AGCCGGAAGCGGGUGGCGACCGGGUGGGCGGCCGGCGCGUGUCCUCUGUGCAGUUCGCGGCACGGCAGACCCUGGCCCGACCGCCGCCGAGACCCUGCCCUGACCCCAGUCCGACCCGGCGCAAAGGAUCUAGCGCCCUGCCCGGGCUAGCCGGCCCUGCCCCGUCCCCUCCUUCGGAUCCAAGACGUGGUCCAGACUCAGGGUCCGGUCAGGCCUCUUUCUGAGUUCUGAAAGGUCUUCCACUUUUCAGAGGGAAGAAUCCUCCUCUCGGUGUUGAAGAGCACCAUGGCCAGCCCAAGAACCAGGAAAGUUCUUAAGGAAGUUCGGGCGCAAGAUGAAAACAAUGUGUGUUUCGAGUGCGGCGCCUUCAACCCACAGUGGGUGAGCGUGACCUAUGGCAUCUGGAUCUGCCUGGAGUGCUCGGGGAAGCACCGUGGGCUUGGGGUUCACCUCAGCUUCGUCCGCUCCGUCACGAUGGACAAGUGGAAGGACAUGGAGCUGGAGAAGAUGAAGGCGGGCGGGAACGCUCGGUUCCGAGAGUUCCUGGAGUCUCAGGAGGACUACGACCCCUGCUGGUCGCUGCAGGAGAAGUACAACAGCAGGGCUGCUGCCCUCUUCAGGGACCGGGUGGCCGCUCUGGCUGAAGGCAAAGAAUGGUCUCUGGAGUCAUCACCCGCCCAGAGCUGGACUCCACCUCAGCCCAGGACACUGCUGUCCUCUGCCCACCGAGCCUCCGGCCAGGUGCAGAACUCCACCGCCUCUGGGGACAAGGCUUUCGAAGACUGGUUGAAUGAUGACCUUGGCUCCUAUCAAGGGGCCCAGGAGAACCGUUAUGUGGGGUUUGGGAACACGGUGCCGCCUCCAAAGAGGGAAGACGAUUUCCUCAACAGCGCCAUGUCGUCCCUCUACUCGGGCUGGAGCAGCUUUGCUACCGGAGCCAGCAGGUUCGCCUCAGCGGCCAAGGAGGGCGCGACAAAGUUCGGGUCCCAAGCAAGUCAGAAGUUCUGGGGUCCCAAGCAGCAGCCAGAGCUGGCAUCGGAGUUGGGCCACAGUCUGAAUGAGAGCGUUCUUAAACCCGCCCAGGAGAAGGUGAAGGAGGGGAAGAUUUUUGAUGAUGUGUCCAGUGGGUUCUCUGAGCUGGCGUCCAAGGUCCAGGGAGUUGGCAGCCGGGGCUGGAGGGACGUCACUACGUUUUUUUCUGGGAGAGCAGAGGAUUCAUCAGACAGACCCCCGGAGGGCCCGAGCUACCAGAACAGUGGUGGGGACAACUCCCAGAAUACCCUCGACCAGAGCUUCUGGGAGGCCUUCGGGAGCGCCGACCCUGCCAGGGCCCACCGGUCCCCAAGUAGUGACAGCUGGACAUGCGCGGACGCCUCGGCCGACAAGAGGAGCUCGGACAGCUGGGAUGUGUGGGGCUCGGGCUCUGCGUCCGCGUCCAACAAUAGGAUCAGCGACAACAGCGACGGUGGGGAGGCCUGGGGUGGUGGUGGGGAGGGCCGGGCCAAGGUCGCCAAGAAGGCCACGCCGCCACCCACGGUGGACGAUGGCUGGGACAACCAGGACUGGUAGGGCCCCAAGGCCGGUGCAGCGGCCGCUCCGCCUGCUCCCUCUUACCAUUCCACCCGAGAAUCGCCAGACGUGCAAGAAGACAGCCUCAGCCGAGACCCAAGAGCCACGUGCCUGUGGGAGUAGGGGCACUUCUGUGCCCCUGUGCUCGCUUUUCAGGGGACCCAAGCCAGGUGCUGUCGCAGGCAGGGCUCCCUGCUGCUGCAGGGCCAGCACACCCAGCCCCUCCCCAGAGAGCUCGGUAAUAAACGCUCUCGGUGUUGCACGCGGCCACACGUGCUCGAGGCCUGAUUUUCCUUGAAGCGA
This is a messenger RNA of Budorcas taxicolor (takin), 1872 nucleotides long. RefSeq names its product ADP ribosylation factor GTPase activating protein 1 (gene ARFGAP1). Gene Ontology annotation, cellular component: Golgi membrane. The record is from RefSeq and is a predicted model, not a curated record. Bases 286 to 1569 code for a protein of 427 amino acids. Gene Ontology annotation, biological process: regulation of endocytosis; regulation of ARF protein signal transduction. Gene Ontology annotation, molecular function: GTPase activator activity. The transcript has 15 exons. Lineage: Eukaryota; Metazoa; Chordata; Mammalia; Artiodactyla; Bovidae.